AUGUCCUUUCUUUAUACACAUUCAAACGAGUGUUUAAAAAGUGAACUCGAUCUCUUUUCUUUACCACUCACACAAACCAGCAUCGAGAGUUCGCAAUGGAUUUAUUACAAACCCGUAACGUCGCUCGCGGACGACGCGCCUAUAGAAUUCGUCAUACCCGGUCAUGGAGAAGAUUAUCUAGAUCUCACGCACACCAUGCUGAGCCUUCGCGUACGCGUAGAAUCUUCCCCCCUAGCAGGAGGUGGUACCGCCGUUGGCACCCCCGAAUUCAAAGUAGGCCCUGUAAAUCAUUUACUGCAUUCCAUGUUCAACCAAAUCGACAUAUAUUUCAAUCAAAAACUCGUGUCGCCCCCAAACAACGCUUACGCGUAUCGGGCUUACAUCGAGGCGUUAUUAAAUUAUUCUUCACCCGCAAAAAACUCCCAUCUGACCUGCUGUCUGUGGGAUAUGGAUACCCCAGGUUUAAUGGACGCCCUCCUAGAGUCGCAAACCCCAAAUCAGGCUCUCGUGAGACGCUCGCGUUACAUUCGAGACGAAUAG
Molecule: messenger RNA, 540 nt
Organism: Linepithema humile (Argentine ant)
Lineage: Eukaryota; Metazoa; Arthropoda; Insecta; Hymenoptera; Formicidae
Source: RefSeq, a predicted model, not a curated record